UCAUAUCUUUAAUUUACACACAAUAUAUUAUCAAGAAAAUGUUGUCACUUGGUAUUUAUAUUAUUGGAUCUUUAGUUGUUAUAGUUAUUAUACAUUACUGGAGGAACCCUAAAAGCAAUGGAAAACUCCCACCAGGUUCAAUGGGUUGGCCAUUACUUGGUGAGACUAUUCAAUUCUUUGCACCAAAUACAUCAUUUGAUAUUUCUCCCUUUGUGAAGGAGAGGAUGCAAAGGUAUGGGCCGAUAUUUCGAACUAGUUUGGUGGGAUAUCCAAUCAUAGUAUCCACAGACCCUGAUUUUAAUUACUUCAUCUUCCAACAAGAAGGGCAAUUGUUUCAAAGUUGGUAUCCACAUACUUUUGAAGAGAUUUUUGGAAGGCAAAAUGUUGGAUCUUUACAUGGUUUUAUGUACAAGUACUUGAAAAACAUGGUGCUAAAUCUUUUUGGCCCUGAAAGUUUGAAAAAUAUGCUGCCUGAGGUUGAAAAAACUACAGAUAAUAACUUGAACAGAUGGUCAAGACAAAAGAGUGUUGAGAUGAAGGAAGCAACAACCAAGAUGAUAUUUGAUCUAACUGGAAAGAAACUUAUCAGCUAUGAUUCUGAGAACUCUACAGAGAAUGUGUGUGAAAAUUUUACCGCUUUUAUAAAGGGAUUAAUUUCCUUCCCUUUAUGCUUUCCUGGAACGGCCUAUCACAAGUGUUUACAGGGAAGAAAGAAGAUAAUGAAAAUGCUCAAGAGAAUGCUAGAGGAAAGGAAAUCACAACCAAGAAAAGAGCAAAGUGACUUCUUUGAUUAUGUAUUAGAAGAACUUCAAAGUAAAGACACAAUUCUCACUGAGGCAAUAGCUUUGGAUUUGAUGUUUGCGUUGCUCUUUGCUAGCUUUGAGACAACCUCUUUGGCUAUAACUUUGGCUAUUAAAUUUCUUCAUGAAGAUCCAAAGGCUUUGAAAGAAUUAACAGAGGAACAUGAGGAAAUAAUUAGAAGAAGGGGAAAUGCAUCUUAUGGACUUACAUGGAAAGAGUAUAAAUCAAUGAAGUUCACAUUUCAGUUUAUCAAUGAAACAGUCAGAUUGGCAAAUAUUGCGCCUUUGAUUUUCAGAAAAGCACUUAAAGAUGUCAACUUCAAAGGAUAUACCAUUCCAGCUGGUUGGGCAGUAAUGGUGUGUCCUCCAGCUGUCCACUUAAAUCCUGCCAAAUAUGAGGAUCCACUUCAAUUCAAUCCAUGGAGAUGGGAGGGAAUAGAACUAAAUGGAGCAUCUAGGAAUUUUAUGGCAUUUGGAGGUGGCAUGAGAUUUUGUAUUGGAGCAGACUUUGCUAAGGUGCAAAUGGCUGUCUUUCUCCAUUGCUUUGUGACCAAGUACAAGUGGGAGAUAAUCAAAGGAGGAGAUAUAGUACGAACUCCAGGUUUACAAUUUCCAAAUGGUUACCACAUUAAAAUCUCUGGAAAAUAUGACUAAAGGUACUUGCAACAGCAAAUUCAUAUACAGACGUUGAGCAAAAGUUAUUAUUAAGCAACGUGAACUCACUAAUGUGAAUGUAGAUCUGCCUUUGAUGCACACAGCCUUUAAUUUUGUUAUCUAUAAGUGCAUGUUUUUUUUAUGUUAUUAAUAUGGUUAAUUCAUAGUUUAUGUAUGAAUAAUGCAUUUAAAAUGCAUAUCGAUCUAGAAAUUACUCUAUCGGCGCCUAUAAUAUUACCUUAUGUAAUAUUGCUAUGUUAGAUGGGAGUUGUUCUACUAAUAUGAAUGUAUUUUAUAUUUACUUCUCUCUUUCUUAAUUUUUUGUGUUUUACGAUAUUAUGAAAGUUCAUCUAUAUAACAAUCACACCAGUUUCUUAUUUUAAAGGUGUUAUAUAUAAUUUUUAACGAAGUAACCCCAUUCACUGUAUAUGGCUACGCUACUGAUAUCAUGGACAUGCGAAUUUACCUUACAUUUGCUUUUGUCUUAUUACUUAAAUAGUUUGGAAACACUGAGCUUUUACCUUCCUUGAGUGUCAUAUAAAUUAAAGGGGUGUUUAUGUAACUGUAUAUGUGACAAAAAAAAGUUUCAAUAUGUAAAAUAUCGACAUUGUAAAUUGUGUAUAUGUAAUAUAUAAUUAGUGUAUUUAUAUUCAUUUACAUUAUUUAUAUAAUUUUACACAUUACAAUAGUUUAGCUUCUUCAACGACCGGAAGAGGAAA
Messenger RNA from Solanum stenotomum, 2173 nucleotides. Its product is annotated as cytochrome P450 87A3-like. The record is from RefSeq and is a predicted model, not a curated record. Bases 39 to 1454 code for a protein of 471 amino acids. NCBI's taxonomy places the organism in Eukaryota, Viridiplantae, Streptophyta, Magnoliopsida, Solanales, Solanaceae. Gene Ontology annotation, biological process: sterol metabolic process. Gene Ontology annotation, molecular function: heme binding; oxidoreductase activity, acting on paired donors, with incorporation or reduction of molecular oxygen; monooxygenase activity. The transcript has 9 exons.